Molecule: messenger RNA, 652 nt
Organism: Lentinula edodes (shiitake mushroom)
Lineage: Eukaryota; Fungi; Basidiomycota; Agaricomycetes; Agaricales; Omphalotaceae
Exons: 1
Coding region: 207-593 (128 amino acids)
Source: RefSeq, a predicted model, not a curated record
AUGGUCAAGCAAGCGACGCAAUAGACUCUCAUUUUCUUCCUUCUCUUUACUACUCAGUCUGCCUUUCUUCCUUUUCUGACGUACUCGCAUGCAACAUAAUAUACCGUUCUAGUUUUUUUUUCCCUAACGAUCGCGCUCUAAAGGAGGCAAAUUAUAGUUAUGAAUUGCAUGUAAUAGAAGGCGGCCUGCUCGCUGCUCUGUCCACGAUGUUCUACGCAUUUCACGGCAGUUUCCUUGUUUUUUUUUCUUGGUUCUGUUGCCCACGCUCAAUUACCACGUACGAUUCAUCCGAUCUCAAACUGUAUCCUUUAUCUGUUUCAAUCCUCAUUCUUUUCAACAGCAUUUAUUGCCUCGGAUUUUUAGUGCAUUUUCGAUUGCUUUCGCUGUCAACAAUAGGUGAAAUUUCGUCGAUAUUGUUGCACCCCUUGAACUCUUGCUAUCAGUGUGAACUGUUGGACAACUUCCUCUCAGCUUGUAAAGGCCUUAUUGUGCACAUAUUUUAUAUGUUUCUUGACGAGUAUAUAUCCUAUGGCGAACCUUCGAAAGCCCUAUGUAUAGCAGACGCACCACAUUUUCAAUGUAUAAUCAAGUAAAUGAAGUAGGAAAACCAGAAAGAGCAAGUCCCAGCGCGCAAAAUAAAGCAAAAAUCUAA